UUAGGAAUUGAAGCUAUUGAUCCUUUUGAAUUACCGUUAAUAAAUACAGUGCUUUUAUUGGCUUCAGGGUUUACUGUUACAUAUGCACAUCAUUAUUUAAUUAACGGAAAAAGAGCUAAAGCUUUAAAUGGUUUAGCAUAUACUAUUAUAUUAGCAACUAUAUUCACAGCACUACAAGGUGUUGAAUAUUCAGUAUCAUCAUUCACUAUUUCAGAUGGAGCUUUUGGAUCAUGUUUCUACUUUGGAACAGGGUUAAUUAUAGCCCCUACUAAAAAUAGUAUAUAUAUAAAAAAAGGUAUAUCUUAUUCAAAUAAAUCUAACAAAAUGGAUCCUAAUUGA
Molecule: messenger RNA, 339 nt
Organism: Bipolaris zeicola 26-R-13
Lineage: Eukaryota; Fungi; Ascomycota; Dothideomycetes; Pleosporales; Pleosporaceae
Exons: 1
Biological process (GO): mitochondrial electron transport, cytochrome c to oxygen
Cellular component (GO): membrane; mitochondrion
Molecular function (GO): cytochrome-c oxidase activity
Source: RefSeq, a predicted model, not a curated record